Molecule: messenger RNA, 1444 nt
Organism: Closterium sp. NIES-67
Lineage: Eukaryota; Viridiplantae; Streptophyta; Zygnematophyceae; Desmidiales; Closteriaceae
Source: the annotation of a GenBank genome assembly
GUAGUGAAUCCCACCCUCCCAGACCAAUCAGUACAGCAAGAAAUCUACGUAAAGGCUCUCCAGGGCAGCAAUACAGUAAUACUAAAAUCUUCAUCUCCACUUCUCCGCUACUCAUCCAUCAGGGCUUAUUGAGCUAUUUUACGGCUUUCUUGUUCAGCCAUUAACAACCUCGUGGCAGAUUUCUUGUUUCCACAGCUAUCCUGCAAAUAUUUCCGUUCCAGCCAUGGCUGGACUCGCUUCCCGUCAACUCGUUACCCUACCUGCUUCCAGCCAGGCUUCCGAGCCAUUAAGAAAGGCGAACACCUCGCUCUCGUCUCCCCUCGUUGCCUUUCCGAAAACAUCUCGAACGCGAGUCUGCUCAGUCAGAUCCGGCCGUCCAUCUGUGCGGGCCGAAGCAUCUCCAUCGUCCCAGCCAGCUCCCGUGGUUGUUGCGUCCGCAUCAGCAGCACCAGCAGCAGAAGAAGAGGCGCAAGCACGGCGCAGCAGCAGCCGAAACCGAAGCAACACCACCUCAACCACCACCACCAGCAGCGAUGGCACAGCUACCUUUUCAGCCGGCGAACAACUCACCUCGUCAAAAGCCGUGUCGCUCGAACUCACAGGAGGCUCUCUAGGCUUCGCUGGAGCGACAACGCCGUUAGUCCCUUCGUCGAAAGCCAAGGCGAAGGGCCUGCAGAAGCGCAUUGUGCUGAUCCGGCACGGGCUGAGCUCGUGGAACGCGGAGGGGAGGGUGCAGGGCCGGUCGGACGAGUCUGGUCUGACGGUGACUGGGGAGGUGCAGGCGCUGAGGUGCCGAGAGGCGCUGAGGGAUUCUCCCUUCGACUGCUGCUAUGCCAGCCCCAUCUCGCGGGCUAAGCGCAGCGCAGAGAUCAUCUGGCAGGGGCGCAAAGAGCCCCUCGUGUUCCUGGACUCUCUAAGUGAAGCCCACCUGCAUUUUCUGGAAGGCAUGCUCAACUCCGAGGCUAAGCGGCUGUAUCCGGACCUGUUCCGAGCCUGGCGGGAAGACCCGGCGAACUUCUGUGUGGAUGGGGUGUAUCCGGUGCACCAGCUGUGGGACCAGGCCAGGGACACGUGGCGAGAGCUGCUUGAGAGCCCAGGCUCUCAAGUACUGGUGGUAACUCACAAGUCCCUUCUGCGAGCUCUGCUCUGCACCGCUCUUGGCAUGGGCCCAGACAAGUUCAGAGCCAUGGACGUCAACAACGGGGGCAUGUGUGUGGUGAUGGUCAACAGCAGAGGAGAGCCCAUGGUUGAAAGUUUAAAUGUUACAGCUCAUCUACAGUCACAAGCAAUUAGCUACCAUUUCAAGUCUUAAGAUGAGUACAUAUGGUUGGGAUCAACCGUUAGUUUUCACUGUCAGCCACUGAUUACUGCUAGCUACGCCUUGAACACCAAUUACCCAUUGUACAUUUGUAAGUGAUUCAUGCUUGGUUGAUCACUUUGAUGU